UCUAUAAUGCAUGGAGAGAACCUCAGACAUUUAACAUUUGCCUAUAUAUAUCUCAAGAGUAUCAACUAUCUCUAUUACUUUUGCUUUUACAAAGCUUAUGUAGAUUUCCUCACAUAGUUAAUACUUGUCAAGUCCCUUACUAUGCCAGGCAUGCUAAGGAUAUAGUGGUGGGCAAAAUCAGACCCACAUCCUGGUCUCAUGUGUUUAUAAUUUAUCAAUGGAAACACCACACAUUAAUUUAAAACUUGUAGUAUUUUUGUGUUUUGUAGAACUUUUUGCGUUUCUGUUAUGUACUAAAUGGAAGCUGUGUGCUGAAAACUCCAGUCUCUAUUGCUGACUAUUUCCUGGUUAUCCUUCUUCUCCCCCAGUACAUCUUAGCAUAAAGCAGUGAACUGUGGUUUCUUUUACUUGGAGAUCAUGCAGAGAGCUUCACGUCUGAAGAGAGAGCUGCACAUGUUAGCUACAGAACCACCCCCAGGCAUCACAUGCUGGCAAGAUAAAGACCAAAUGGAUGAUCUGCGAGCUCAAAUAUUAGGUGGGGCCAACACACCUUAUGAAAAAGGUGUUUUCAACCUGGAAGUUAUCGUUCCUGAGAGGUAUCCAUUUGAACCUCCUCAGAUCCGAUUUCUCACUCCAAUUUAUCAUCCAAACAUUGAUUCUGCUGGAAGGAUUUGUCUAGAUGUUCUCAAAUUGCCACCAAAAGGUGCCUGGAGACCAUCCCUUAACAUCGCAACUGUGUUGACCUCUAUUCAGCUGCUUAUGUCAGAACCUAACCCUGAUGACCCACUCAUGGCUGAUAUAUCUUCAGAAUUUAAAUAUAAUAAGCCAGUCUUCCUGCAGAAUGCCAGACAGUGGACAGAGAAGCAUGCAAGACAGAAACACAGGGCCAAUGAAGAAGAUAUGCUUGAUAAUCUACCAAAGGCUGAUGCUGAUUCUGAAGUACACAACUCAACACAGAAAAGGAAAGCCAGGCAGCUAGGAGGCAUAGAAAAGAAAUUUUGUCCUGAUGUUUAAUGGAUUUGUCCUGGUCCAUCUUGUUAAUACAUCCUUUGCCAAGGUGGUUUAAUUUUCUUGCCUUCCUUGAAUGUUUUUCUUUAUAUUUGAUGACAUAA
Nycticebus coucang (slow loris) is the source of this 1112-nucleotide messenger RNA. It is a transcript of the gene UBE2T, whose product is annotated as ubiquitin conjugating enzyme E2 T. Gene Ontology annotation, biological process: protein polyubiquitination; DNA damage response. Bases 418 to 1014 code for a protein of 198 amino acids. Gene Ontology annotation, cellular component: nucleus. The record is from RefSeq and is a predicted model, not a curated record. The transcript has 6 exons. Lineage: Eukaryota; Metazoa; Chordata; Mammalia; Primates; Lorisidae. Gene Ontology annotation, molecular function: ubiquitin conjugating enzyme activity.